Nyctereutes procyonoides (raccoon dog) is the source of this 4992-nucleotide messenger RNA. It is a transcript of the gene BTNL9, whose product is annotated as butyrophilin like 9. The coding region runs from base 202 to 1827 and encodes 541 amino acids. Lineage: Eukaryota; Metazoa; Chordata; Mammalia; Carnivora; Canidae. Gene Ontology annotation, molecular function: signaling receptor binding. The record is from RefSeq and is a predicted model, not a curated record. Gene Ontology annotation, biological process: regulation of cytokine production; T cell receptor signaling pathway. Gene Ontology annotation, cellular component: external side of plasma membrane. The transcript has 11 exons.
GUAGGGGGGUGGAUAAUUCUGCCACAGAUGAGUUGGCUCCCUGAAUUCAGUUGCCAGCUCAUGUCCAGAGGACCUUAAUACCUGGGACCAAGAAGUUUUACUACAGCCUUGCCUUUGCAGGGAGUUGAGCUCACCAGGAACCAUCUGCCAUAUCAGACCCCUUGCUGCUACCUGCCAGGUGGCCUCCACCACUGAGAAGAAAUGAUGUAUUUCCCAGUCUUCCUGGACCUCUCCCAGAAAGUUCCUGUGCUCAGUGGUGUCUUUUUCCUCACCCAUCUGAUUCUUCUCCUCCAGCCUGUAGAGCUGAACUCAGAGGAGGUCAAGGUCAUAGGCCCUGGGGAACCCAUCCUGGCACUUGUAGGGGAAGAGGUGGAGUUCUCAUGCUACCUGUCACCAUACUUGGAUGCCGAGGAUAUGGAGAUCCGCUGGUUCCGGAGUCACACCUCUGAUGUGGUGCACCUGUACCAUGGUGGGCAGGAGCUCCACAGCCAGCAAAUGGUGCAGUUCCAGAACAGGACCAAACUCAUCAAGGAUUUUAUCAUGGAUGGUAUGGUAAACCUAAAACUCCAUGGUAUCAUUCCUGCUGAUGAGGGCCUUUAUGGGUGCCGUUUCCUCUCCACCAACUUCUCCAAGGAAGCGAUCUGGGAGCUAGAGGUAGCAGGGCUUGGCUCAGACCCUCACAUCUCCCUUGAGGGCUUCAAGGAGGGAGGCAUUCAGCUGAAGUGCAGCUCCAGUGGCUGGUACCUAAAACCCCAGGCACAGUGGAAAGAUCAUAAAGGACAGUGCCUGUCUCCAGAGAUGGAAGCCAUUGUCCAGGAUGCCCAGAGCCUGUUCAAUCUGGAAACGUCCGUGGUUGUCCAAGGGGAUGCCCACAACAAUGUGUCUUGCUCCAUCCAGAACUCCUUCCUGAUCCAGAAGAAAGAGUUCACCAUCCAGAUAGCAGACGUAUUUUUACCCGGAAACUCCCCUUGGAAGAGGGCUUUCCUCGGGAUUCUGGUGGGCCUGUCGCUCCUCCUGGCUCUCCUCGUGACUCUGGCGCUGUACUUCUUUCAGAAGCAACGGAGGUCCCAAGAAAAACGGAAGGAGCAGGCUGACAAGGACAAAGAGAUACUCACAGCGAACUUGGAGAGGCUUCAGACAGAGCUUGACUGGAGAAGGGCUGAAGGCCAGGCUGAGUGGAGAACAGCCCAACAAUAUGCAGUGGAUGUAACCCUUGAUCCAGCCUCCGCCCACCACAGCCUGGAAGUCUCCGAGGAUGGCAAGAGCGUGUCCUCCUGCACAGCAGUGCCUGGCCCUGUGAUGGGAGACCCCCAGCGGUUCUCUGAGCAGACGUGUGUGCUGAGCUGUCAGCAUUUUUCUGGUGGCCGCCACUACUGGGAAGUGCAUGUUGGCAGGCGCAGCCGCUGGUUCCUGGGUGUGUGUUUGGCCACAGUGCCACGUAUGGGGCCAGCACAACUAAGCCCGGCCAGUGGCUACUGGGUGAUGGGGCUGUGGAACCACUGUGAGUAUUUUGUCCUGGACCCACAUCGCAUCGCACUCACCCUGCGUGUGCCACCACGGCGUGUAGGUAUCUUCCUGGACUGGGAGGCAGGAAAACUGUCCUUCUUCAAUGUGUCAGAUGGCUCCCAUAUCUUCACCUUCACCGACACCUUCUCGGGGACACUCUCUGCGUAUUUCAGGCCCAGAGCUCACGACGGUGGUGAACACCCAGAUCCCCUCACCAUCUGCCCAUUGCCUGUUAGAAGAACAUGCAUCCUUGAAGAGGAUGAGAGAGAUGCCUGGUUACAGCCCUAUGGGCCCUCGGAUCCCACCCUUGGCCUGUGGUGAGGCACUCUCUUGCCUACAGGUUUGAGUCCUUGGCAGCUUCCUAGAUACCUGGCUGGGAUUUGCUCUCUCACUUCCUCUAGAGUGGAGGAAACAUCACCAAAAUGUUGGCAAAGGCUAAGGACUCACCAUGGAAAAGGGGAACAAAAAGAGGAACCUUUGUCUAUAGAUGUAUGCAUAUAUGUAUGUGAUUUUCUUUAAUGAAAAGAGUGAAUUCCAAAGCUCCUUUGUGUAUAUGGUAGGACUAAGCAAAGGAGGAACAAUAAAUUUACGUUGUGGGGAGCCACGGCGUGCACUGGAGAUCAGAAAGAAAGAGGACUGGGGGAAAGGUAGAGGGAAACUUUACUGGAUUGGAUAAGAGGUAUCAAUUAACAUAUUUUUUAAAAAUACUUUUUGUAUGUGUUUUCUAGCUCUAAAAUGUCUAGAAGCAAUGAUACCUCAUAAACAGUGAUUUUACCUGAGGCUUAGAUCCCAGUUUUAAAUGACAUUUCCCACUGAAAUGAACUUGGAGAAACGGCUGAUUCCAGGGUUGGAACAGAGAAGGUACAGGUGAAUCUGGAAUAUCUUGUAUUCAAAUGUGCUCAGAAAGUGAUGAAGCCAUAAGAACCAGGGUGAAGAGGCUCCACUGAUCAGUUAUGGGAUGAUUUGAACUUUCAAAUGAAUCAUGACAAGGAUGAAUAAUGACAAGAAUUGCUCAACAAGGUAUUGCACAAAUAAGAAAAUGCCCUAUGUGUGCUGAGAGGUUUUGCAGUCAGAGAUGAAAUACAGAGAUAUGAAAGAGUAAAGAAGAAAAUGGAAGAGUAGAUCUGUGAACUCAUGGUUUUUAUAAUGUACAGAUAGAUGGAGCACACAUACACACACAAUAAAUAGGUAAAUAGAUUUGUGUGUGCAUGCAUAUGGUUCCUAGCUCUGUCAGUUUUGACAGCUUUGGAACAAUAACAUUCCAGUACCAAUGAACACACCUAGCAUCCAGAACUUAGUUUUUAGUACUAUGUUCCAAUAAAAAGAACCAAGGCUCCUUAGAUAAGGGGUGAACUUCAGGGCUAAGGCAGGGAGAAUACAAGAUAGGUGUGAUAUUAUGAUUAAUAAGAAAUAUAUGGUCUUCCACCUAGAUUCUGGCACAAAACUCCUAAAACUCUUAGAAUUUCCUAAGUGGUAAGAGCUAUCAAGAUGUCUCUUGAUAGUCAUAACAAGGACUUUUCAACUACAUCUCGUUUGUGUUAAUAAGAUGACUUCUGGAAAGCCCUCUAAGGGUGGAGCUGGUUUUCAGGAGACCCAAGUACAUUAUUAAAAAGGUUGAAAUUUAGUCUUCCCCUACCUCUCAUCCAUCCCUAAACUCAGGGAGAGAAGAGAGGCUGGACCCACACAUAUGUGGUCAGUUAUUCUUCCAUAAAGCAAUAAAGAAUAUCUAAUGGAAAAAAGACAGUCCCUUCAACAUAUGGGGUUAAGAAAACUGGACAACAUUAAAAAAUGAAACUGAAUGAUUUUCUUAAACCAUACACAAAAAUAAACUCAAAAUGAAGGAGAGACCUAAAUUUGAGACAGGAAACCAUCAAAAUCCUAGAGGAGAACACAGGCAGUAACCUCUUUGACAUUGGCCAUGGCAACUUCUUACUAGACAUGUGUCUGGAGGCAAGGGAAACAAGCAAAAAGAAACUACUGGGACUUCAAGAUAAAAAGCUUCUGCAUAGCAAGGAAUACAGUGAACAAAACUAAAAAGGAAACCUAUGGAAUGGGAGAAGAUAUUUGCAGAUGACAUACCUGAUAAAGGGGUUAGUAUACAAAAAUCUAGAAAGAACUUAUCAAACUCAACACCCAAGAAACGAAUAAUCUAGGUAGGAAAUGGGCAGAAGACAGGAAGAGACAUUUUUCCAAAGGAGACAUACAGAUGGCCAACAGACAAAUGAAAAGAUGCUCAACAUCAGUCAUCAUCAGGGAAAUGCAAGUCAAAACUACAGUAAGAUAUCACUUCACACCUAACAGAAUGGCUAAAAUGAACUGCACAGGAGACAACAGGUGUUGGUGAGGAUGUUGAGAAAAAGGAAUCGUUUUACACUCUUGGGGGGAAUGCAAACUGAUGCAGUCACCCUGAAAAACAGUAUGAAGUUUCCUCAAAAACUUAAAAAUAGAACUAUCUUAUGAUCCAGCAAUGGCACUACUGGGUAUUUACCCAAAUAAUACAAGAACACUAAUUCAAAGGGUUACAUGCAUCUCCAUGUUUAUUGCAGCAUUAUUUACAAUAGCCAAGAUAUGGAAUCAGCCCAAAUGUGCAUCAAUUGAUGAAUGGAUAAAUCAGAGGGUGUAUAUAUGUACAAGGAAUAUUACUAAGCCAUGAAAAAAUGAAAUCUUGCCAUUUGCAAUGACAUGGAUAGAGCUAGAGAGUAUAAUGCUAAGGGAAAUAAGUCAGUCAGAGAAAGAAAAAUACCAUACAAUUUCAUUCUUAUGAGGAAUUUCAUUUGUUUUAAUGACCAAAGGAAAAAAGAGAGACAAACCAAGGAAGAGACUCUUAAUUAUAGAGACAAACUGAUGGUUACCAGACGAUGGGAGAAUGGGUUAAACAGGUGAUGGGGAUUAAGAGGGGCAUUUGCUGUAAUGAGUACUGCUAUUGUAUGGAAGUAUUGAAUCACUAUAUUGUACACCUGAAACUAAUAUUAUCCUUUAUGUUAACUAGAAUGUAAAUAAAAACUUUUUAAAAAGUGUUAAAAAUAAUAAAAUAACUUUACAAAUGCUAAGUGAAAUACAUCAGAGAAAAAUGUAUAUGAUUUCACUCAUAUGUGGAAUUUAAGAAACAAAUGAGCAAAAGGGGAAUAAAGAGAUACAAGCAAAAAGAGAGACCUUAAUUAUAGAGGAAAAAACUGAUGGUUACCAGAGUAGAAAGGGUUGGUGGGAUGGGUGAAAAAGGUGAUGGGGAUUAUGGAGGAAACAAGUCAUAAUGAGUACCUGUUGAUGUAUAAAUUGUUGAAUCACUGUAUUGUACACCUUAAACUAACUCAACACUAUGUUACAACUGGAAUUAAAACAAAAACUAAAAAAAAUUAUAGCCUUGUUAACAUACUAUGCAUGAUAUUCAGAGAAAGCUGGUUUUCUAUAUUCAUUUGCAUUGAUGUACAAACAUUUUGGGGUCCUACUCACAAAUGUUAUAUGAUAACAUUAAAAAUACAUUCCUUG